AGCAUUUGACUGUGGCUUGGGACGCGAGGAGAGGCGUGCAGCGACCGCCGGCCGGCCGGCGAUGGUGUAAACCCCCUCCGCCUCCGCCUCCCCCGAGACGCGGCCGGGCCCUCCCCUCGCCUUCUGGACACACACCCCUGCUUGGUCCUCUCCGCCUCCCCUGCGCUCCGGUCCGCGUCGGCGCUGCUCCGCGGAGGCCAGCCCCAGGGAAGCGCAGCGCCCGCCAGGAUGAGUGGCUCCUUCGAUCGCAAGCUCAGCAGCAUCCUCACCGAUAUCUCCAGCUCGCUUAGCUGCCAUGCGGGCUCCAAGGACUCGCCCACCCUGCCCGAGUCUUCUGUCACUGACCUGGGCUACUACAGCGCUCCCCAGCACGACUACUACUCGGGCCAGCCCUACGGCCAGACGGUGAACCCCUACACCUACCACCACCAGUUCAAUCUCAAUGGGCUUGCAGGCACCGGCGCUUACUCGCCCAAGUCGGAAUAUACCUACGGAGCCUCCUACCGGCAAUACGGAGCCUACCGGGAGCAGCCGCUGCCUGCCCAGGACCCAGUGUCGGUGAAGGAGGAGCCGGAAGCUGAAGUGCGCAUGGUGAACGGGAAGCCCAAGAAGGUCCGAAAGCCGCGCACGAUCUACUCCAGCUACCAGCUGGCCGCCCUGCAGCGCCGCUUCCAGAAGGCCCAGUACCUGGCGCUGCCCGAGCGCGCCGAGCUGGCUGCGCAGCUGGGCCUCACGCAGACACAGGUGAAAAUCUGGUUCCAGAACCGCCGCUCCAAGUUCAAGAAGCUCUACAAGAACGGGGAGGUGCCUCUGGAGCACAGUCCCAACAACAGCGACUCCAUGGCCUGCAACUCACCACCGUCACCCGCCCUCUGGGACACCUCCUCCCACUCCACUCCGGCCCCUGCCCGCAGCCAGCUGCCCCCACCGCUCCCCUACAGCGCCUCCCCCAGCUACCUGGACGACCCCACCAACUCCUGGUACCACGCACAGAACCUGAGUGGACCCCACUUACAGCAGCAGCCGCCUCAGCCGGCCACCCUGCACCACGCCUCCCCCGGGCCCCCGCCCAACCCCGGGGCUGUGUACUGAGCACCCACCUGGCCUGCACCCCCCAACGAAGGACCCCGGGACCAGGCAAGAGGCGCCUCCGUCCUAGCUGACACUCAGGAAUAAUCGAGGAGCACAGGGGAAGGGCGCCCCCUUUCCCUCCUUCCUGCCCCUUCUUCCAGGGGCUCAAGAGCUUCCAGAUGAAAUUUGCAUGGACCAAGGAUGUCCCCUGAACCUCCCUCCCCCUGCCUAGACACUGGGGUGCCCCUCCAGAUGUUGGGGCAUUCUACCCCAGUGGGGACAUCCGUCCCCCUUCUGCUCCAGGAGCCUGGAUUGGCUUUCAAUGGCUCAUCACCUUCCAGCUUCUAAAACUCAGUACCUGUUCCCAGACUGUGGAGGGUUUGCAGGUCCGGUCUGGGCCGGGGCACCAGGCACUCCAGAUCCUACAACCUGUCAGGCCUGGUUCCUCCUGUGUCACCUGUGGCCUCCCCCUGCUUGAGUGGCCCCUCUGCCAAAAAGACAUCGGAUGUCGUGACUGGGACUCAGGGUGGCGACCUGAACUAGCCCCCGCCCUGCACUUCUAGCCCUCAUUUAAGAUUUGAGGGUUAAACCAAAGAACCCCAAAGUGAGGGAAUCUUUUAAUAUUUGUGGUUUAAGAGGAAAGAACUAAAGGAGCCGUCUCUCUCCUCUCUCCCCCUCUGUCCGGAGAGAAGGAGGGGUCGGUCUCAGAUGUUUUUCCUAAGGACCUAUUUCUUCUUCCAUGUACAGGACUUUGCACAACUUUGGUUUUAAAAGCUGUUGAAAACUAGGAAAACAAAGGGCAUUGUUAACAGAUAGGACCAAAUUUCCCCUUGCGCGGGCACCUCCAUUCUGCCCCUGCCCCCCACCUCACCUCCUCCUCUCCCCCAGUAAGUUGGCAGUUUUGGCGCCAAACCCCACAUCUCCAAGGAGACAUACCAGGCAAGACAAACCCCCAACACCCCCUUUCCGGUGGCCUUGGAAACAGAUCGCUCCCGAGCUAAAGGACGUCCAGCGAAGUGUGCAGGAUAGAAGGGGAGGGUUCAUUCGUACCUUUCGGGGCAAGGGGUGGCUGCCUGGAAGGCUGAUGGCAUUGCCUCCACCUCCCCAACCCCCAGACGUCCCCCCAAAGCUAACUUUCCUCCACCCCUGAUGUGGUAAAGCAU
Lemur catta (Ring-tailed lemur) is the source of this 2234-nucleotide messenger RNA. It is a transcript of the gene DLX3, whose product is annotated as distal-less homeobox 3. Gene Ontology annotation, biological process: epithelial cell differentiation; embryo development; regulation of transcription by RNA polymerase II. The record is from RefSeq and is a predicted model, not a curated record. Lineage: Eukaryota; Metazoa; Chordata; Mammalia; Primates; Lemuridae. Gene Ontology annotation, molecular function: RNA polymerase II cis-regulatory region sequence-specific DNA binding; DNA-binding transcription factor activity, RNA polymerase II-specific. The transcript has 3 exons. Bases 229 to 1092 code for a protein of 287 amino acids.